This is a messenger RNA of Fopius arisanus, 4780 nucleotides long. Its product is annotated as protein abrupt. The transcript has 5 exons. Gene Ontology annotation, molecular function: DNA binding; protein binding. Gene Ontology annotation, biological process: regulation of transcription by RNA polymerase II. The record is from RefSeq and is a predicted model, not a curated record. Gene Ontology annotation, cellular component: nucleus. The coding region runs from base 472 to 1632 and encodes 386 amino acids. Lineage: Eukaryota; Metazoa; Arthropoda; Insecta; Hymenoptera; Braconidae.
CCGUACUGGAAGGGUGGCCAACGCGUGUGUUCCUCAAUCUAACCUCUCUAACCUAAAAAAAAAAAAUUGGCAAAAUAACAGUGAGAAGAAAAAGACAAAUAAAAUCGGAAAAAUCCCGGGAAAAAGAAUCGGUAAAACCCCCAAAAUAAAUAAACCACCACGAGUGCCCCCAUUCGCUCCAACCCCCCAUUUUUCCCCCAUAAUUCUCCCUCCCCUCCAUUACCAACCCCCCACCCCAAAAAUCGACGAAUCGAGUCUGCUCCCCUAGAGCUAGUGCAAAUCUCGGCGGAUGCAUGUUUUCUUAAGGGAUUCUUACCGACGACGAACCACUAAAAUUCGACGCGUACCAUUUUACAACAAUUUUCACCGCAGUGUUACACAUUGUUAAUCACCGAGUGCCACAAAUUUGGGAUUAAGAGUGACCAGGAAUAUCGAGGAGUGUGAUUGAGUUCUGGAGUUUUUUGUUUAUUGAUGGAUUACCUUGAGGAUCCUGACUCGGCUGAAAGUACCAUGGAGACAGGUAGCAAUUUGCCAGCACCGGGCAAUUACCCGGGUGGCAAUCGUCAGCAAUUCUGCGUAUCCUGGAAUUCUCACCAGUCGAAUAUGCACAGUGCAUUUCCAAAGUUACUCAGUUCAGAGCAAUUCGUCGAUGUGACACUUGCCUGCGAUGGUGGCUCGAUAAAGUGCCACAAGGUCGUACUCUCGGCCUGCAGUGAUUACCUGGAGAGACUUCUCCUGGAAAUACCCUGCACCCAUCCAAUUAUAUUCCUCAGGGAUAUGCGUAUGUGGGAAUUGCAGGCUCUCGUCGAAUUCAUGUACCGGGGUGAGGUCUACGUUGAGGAGCAGCAGCUCACUAGGCUCAUGCAAGCUGCUGAAGCCCUUCAGGUUCGUGGCUUGUCAUCACAAGGACGAGAGGCUGCCCAAGGAGAGAGUCCAACAGCCCAGAGCUCCUCCAGCACCCCAUCAACCCCAUCAUCCCCCUCAAAGCAGACUCAGCCAAACUACAACAAAAAUGACGAUAACCCGGCCAUAAACUCCACCGAUUCCUUCCUCGACACUCCCGCCACUGUAACACCAGCCACGAUAAACAACGCAUCAGCAACAGGCAAUCAGAACAACUCGUCAACCCCAAACAGCUCGACAUUCAUGAAUAUUGAGCACACCGAGGCACUACAGCACCUCGAAAAGGCGUUGAGCUCAUGCGAGGCAACACUCACGGAAACACCUGGAAUGGUCAAGAUGGAACCCGAUGAACAAUUCACGCAGCAGGACAAGCCUUAUUCGAUUAGUAUGGUACCAACGAGCAAUUCGAAUUGCAGCACUCCGAGCAGCCCCUUUCCAGCUAUCGAAGGAUAUCAAAGACGACAGCGUCGCUCGGAGGCCGAACUAAAGCAGGCAUCUGAUAUGGUGGCUCGUGGAAUGACGUUUCAAGUUGCUUCCGAAAAAUACAACAUUCCGAUCAGUACCAUACGCUUCUACAUGGUCAGAAAGGGUAUCUUACAGAGGCGAAAACGUGGUCGUGGCUCGAGUAACGUAGGUGCGUCCAACAGUCAGCCGGGUAGUCCAGCGAGUCCACCGUUUCACAUGAUGAAUUAUCGUUUGCCAGAGAGCCUGAACUCGAGUCUACAGUAGUCAACUUUCCCCCCAAAUAUUACCAGCUGAUGAAAAAAAAAUCCAUAGACAAGCUCAACCAGAGUUUGUCACCCCCAAUAACAAAAAGUAAAAGAAAAAAUACAAAGAGGAAAACGAAGGGAAAAAAAUCGCUGAACGAGAAAUUAAUUAAGCCAUUAAUCACCUAACUUAAUGAUUAAUUAACAAGACCGGAAAACUUUGAACUUAAUGCUCGAAUUGUUCAUUACUCGACUCGAGUCCAGGUUUAUCACCAAAAAUCUCAAAGGCUUACGAUAAAAAACAAAACGUCAGACAACGUCUGAAACACUUCCAUCCCGAAAAUUUAAACAGGAAAACAAUUGAUAUAAAAUUAAUAAUAAUUAGCAACGUAAUACGAAAUAUUGUAUAGAAAGAAAACACUUGUUUGAACGCAUAAUCCGGUUUAAUCGACGCGGUGUGUGUGUGUAACGGAUUUUUUUCAUUUUCAUUACUAUUAUUAAUUUUAGAGGGUCCGUGUGCGAUUGUUACUAUGAUUUUUUUUUCACAUUUUUCUUCAUUUAAGUUAACAAACGCGUUUACUGAGAUUAUUUUGUAGUCGAGUGGGACUGGGACUUGGGAAUAAUCUCGGACCAAGCAUGAUUAUUCUGAUGGGACCACAGAGUGCUCCCCAAAUUGACUCCACUGUCGAUGAUUCUUUAAUUAUUUAUUUAAUUAAAAAAGGGGCGCUCAUCGAUGGUUUCACAAAGUGAUUAGCAUUAGUUCUUCCGACUUCUUACCUCUCAUUUGGAGUACUAGUAGAGUUACUCAUAAUUGUUUACGCCCAUUACUUGAGUAAUUAGUAGUCUAUGCGAUUCGUUUGAAUUCAGGGUAAAUGAUGAAAUGAGAUUAUUAUCAUUUCAUUGUUGCAUCACUGACACGACAAUUACUGGGCCCUCGUUAUUAAAAGGUGAACAAUUUCGGAAAGUCAAAGAAUAUAUUAGAGUUCACACACUUGAGUACAUCGCGAAUACUCGGAAAAUAAUCAUGACCUAGAGUAAAAUGCUUUUACAUGUUUAGUGUACAAAUUGGAUGAGAAGGAAAGCCAAUAGAAGUAGUUAUGAACGAAAUGAUAAUGGAGUGAGAAGACAAUUCGUGCGGUGUCACACUUUGUUACAUAGAAUUUCAGAGGCCAUAUUUUUUCAUGCAAUGCAAUAAUCGAGAACAAAAUAGUUAUUUAAAUUAAAAAAGUUAUGGAAAAUUAAGGAAAUUAACAGACAGCACGAAUACCUCUAGAUGUUUUUGUUUUUCUUUCGAAUGUCAUUACGAUUAUUCGUACAUAAAAUACCAAUCAACCGAUGAUCAUUAAUGAUUUGAGGAUUUCACAAACUGAUCUAUAGAUCUUUUACCAGUAUUUUCAAUUAAUGAAACGAAUGAUAAAAACCAAUGCAGAAUAAUUUUCUACGGAUUUAUCUCGAUGGCCUUUACUCAGUCUAGUAUUUUUAUCAUUAACUUUUUUUUUAGCGAACUACUUCUUCAGGCGGCGAGAGAUAAAUUACUUUUUUGGGGAGUGAGGAGUUUGGGGUCUCGUCGUCAUUCAACCAUUUUUUUCAACCCAUUUACCUCUUUAUUCUCUCGAUUUUUGGGUAGUUUAGACGAGUGAGGCAGAUCGUAUUUAAUUUUCUUGAAACUCGUCGGAUGAUCUUUCGAUGACUGAUACUCAUCGUCGUAUUUUGUAGAUAGAAUUUUCACGCUGGAGAUGUGGUUUUGCGGUAUUGGAGAAUAUUAUUCUGGAAUGAAGGGGUAGAAUUUCAUUGGAAAAUUUGAAGAGAGAGAAUGAGAGUUGUGUAAAUUCGAUAUUUCUUGGUGAAAUGUUAACUUUACGAGAUGACGAGGUGAAUGGACGAUUUCUCAUGGUAUUUUGCUGCUUCAUUCGUUAACCAGUGAAUUUGAAGUUGAAUUUGUAAAAUAUAAUUUGGGGGUUUUGUGGUUGAUUGGAGUGCAUUUUUUUUUAUUAAUCAGAAUUCUAGAAUGAUUUCACUUAUUUCACUCGAGCACAAAAUUAAUUUCCCCCCGAAAUAAAAUCCACAGGCUCUCCAGCGUCUUAAAAAAACAACCCAUACAUUGUGGUUUAUUUAUAUGACUCAACGAAAAUGAUUUAAAUUACUCUUACUCGUGGAAUUCCCGUCGUUUCGUCGGAAUCGUCUGAAUAUGUACUGUUUUCUCCAAUUUUUUUUUUACACAUAUACUUUUUUUUUUAUUUGUAUUAUUUCUUACGAGGCUUUUUGUUCCCUCGAAUGAAGAGGGGACACUCUUCACACUAAACAAAGAACAAGAACUAUAUAAUAUCGAACGAUGAAAGUUGCACAUGUUAAAUCCUCACACAUAAAGGAGAACACUCGCGAAAUCUAUUAAAAUGGUUUCCACAUCUUUCCCAAAAUACUAGACUUUUUUUUUUCGUUGAAGAGAAAAGAUAACUCAAUUGAUCGAUUACUCAAUUACUGUGUCAGUGAAUUUUAUAGAGAGUUGAAAAAAAUAGUUAUUAAAUACAGAUGGUUUCUGUAGUGAAAGUCUUCGAAAAGCCUGACAGUUGAAUUUUUUCUAAAAUGUACAGUUACAUAAAUGAGAAAAAAUUGAUGAAUAUUCAGUCUAAUAGAGAUAAGUGAAUUUCGUACGGUAUAUUUUGGGAAUAUCUCGGUAAUUGUCCACUCUGGGAUGAAAUAUCUGGAGAUAUUUUCAAAAUAAUCUGUUCAAUUAAGAUCACAUAAUCCAAAAAGAAAAUGUCUUUAAUUCGCGAGAUAAUAAUCUUCAUUAAUCUUCCAGUUUAAUUGUCGUAUUAAUCAGACAAUUGAUGAACACGAAAUCGUUAAUCUCGCGACAACCCAAGUAUUUUCGUUCGAUUAAUAAUAAUUGGAGGACAGACGUUAACAAACGAAAUUAAUGAAAUUCAAAUAAACAUUUAAUUGAGGAACAUAAAUCGUGUUUUAAGGAUAUAUUACUUUUAAUUUUAAGAUGAUGUAAGAUGUGUUAGUGAAGCAUGCUUCUAAUUAGUGAAUAGGACAGCGCUAUAAACAAUAAUUACCAUAAAGAUGAAGAAAAAAACCAACAAAAGACAAAAAAAUUAUGAUUCAUAAGGCAUUUGAAUAAGUGCAGAGUAUUUCUUAAUAAAAAUUAAUUCUAAAAUCGACCAAAA